CGUAAAAGAAAGAUUCUAUGAUUUUAAUUCUUUCCAAAAAUAAAAAAGGUCAUAAAUAAAUACUAGUACCAAUUACGCUUCAUUGGUAAAAGUUGCCGAUUCGGUACUUUCCAUGAUACGACCUUCCUCUAUAUACUCUCAAGUAGGGAGAGUGGCCAAUUUAGCGGCCAUUUAUUCUCUUCCGAUCCUCAUAUUCAACAAAUUCUCUCUCUCAUGCUUUCGUUCAACAAUUUUUGCAAUGUCAUGAUCAAAUUUUCUUUUGAAUUUCUGAUUCUAAAUGAUUUGCCUUUCCAGUCUUUGAAUUUGAUGGGAAUAAUCGAGCCAAUUAGAAAUUCUGAAAUUUGAAUUUGGUGAAGGAGCGCCUAUGCAUUGUGAUUGAAUUUUGUAACUUGAUCUGGAAAGCCAUGACUUCGAAUUCAUUCAAAGGGUCUCAAACAAUGGUUGCAUAUCCGAGGACUCUUUUAUCGAUUGCAGCCACAGGGGGAGGACUUGCCAUGUUCUUAAUUUUGGCUUCAUUGUUUCUGGUCUCACAACCAAGUAGGCCUGUGCUUCAUGGGUAUGUCUACAGCAGUGGUCAUUCAAGCAGAUUAGAUUCAGUGUCACGGAGCAAUAAGACAGUCACUGAUUCUCUCCAUGAUGGUAAUCUUGAAGAUUCAAUAGAUUUGGGUAUACCUAUGUCAGGUUCCAACAGAACUGUAACUAUUUCUCAGCAUGAUAAUCCUGACAUUGAUGAUCCGAGAAGAUCAGAUUCAGCUCCUGGUUUAACACAAGAUAGGAAGGACAUUGGUAAUUCUGUUUCUUCCAACAUUACAGAGGGUGUCAAAAAUGCUAAACCCCCCUCAGCUCCGGUGCUCAGCCACAUAAGCCAGACUGGUCCAGGUGAUUCAGGAUGUGAUCUGUAUCAUGGAACGUGGGUAUAUAAUAAUUCAACUGGACCAUUAUACGCACAUGACUCGUGCCCCAUCCUGACACAGAUGCAGAACUGCCAGGGAAAUGGGAGGCCUGACAAGGAAUAUGAGAAUUGGCGAUGGAAACCUGCUCAGUGUGACCUCCCACGGUUUGAUGCCAAGAAAUUCCUGGAGUUGAUGAGAGGGAAAACAUUAGCUUUUGUUGGCGAUUCUGUUGCUCGGAACCAGAUGGAAUCUCUGAUGUGCAUUCUUUGGCAGAUCGAAGUUCCACAAAACCGCGGGAACAAAAGAAUGCAACGUUAUUAUUUCAGAUCAACAUCAACUACGAUUAUCCGGAUAUGGUCCUCAUGGCUUGUCCACAAAACAUCCGAGCCAUUUGAUUUUGCCCCAGAAGGUGUGGUCAAGCUUCACCUUGAUGCUCCUGAUGAGGUCUUCAUUGAAUUCAUCCCGAACUAUGAUGUGCUUGUCCUUUCAUCUGGCCACUGGUUUGCAAAGCAAUCAGUAUAUAUCUUAAACAAUGAGAUUGUGGGAGGACAGCUGUGGUGGCCAGACAAGUCUCGCCCAAUGAAAAUUAACAACAUUGAAGCUUUUGGAAUAUCUGUUGAAACUAUUCUCACAGCUAUUGCUACGCAUCCAAAUUACACCGGUUUGGCCAUAGUGCGCUCCUUUUCACCUGAUCAUUAUGAGGGCGGCGCAUGGAAUACAGGAGGAUCGUGCACUGGAAAGGUAAGGCCUGCCCUGGAUAGUGAAUUAGUGGAAAAUGGAUUUACAAAUAUAAUGCAUGAGAAGCAGGUGACGGGAUUUAGCCACGCAAUCAAGAAGAUGACAAAUAAAUCAAAAUUGAGAUUGAUGGAUAUCACAAAAGCCUUUGGAUACCGCCAAGAUGGACAUCCAGGCCCCUAUAGGAACACUGAUCCAAAUAAGAUCACGGUACGUGGCCCAGAUGGGAAGCCCCCUCCUCAGGAUUGCUUACACUGGUGCAUGCCCGGUCCAGCUGAUACAUGGAAUGAACUGGUCCUUGAAAUCAUAAGAAGAGAAUUUGAGGGCAGCCAAAACAUUCCUUCACGAGAUGUUAAUUAACUAGACAGCAUUCUGGUGCUUCUGUAAUUUAAAGGGUGAUCUGCCAUUCAAAAUCUAGUGAGUUACGGUUAGGUGAGGGCUAUCAUGGUCAUAUUCUUUCAUGAUACCCUGUAGAGAAAAUAGCAUUUGUGACAAGAAGCCUUUUUGUGUAUUACAAGAUUAUUUUCUUUUUCAAUUUACGUACAGAAAAUAUAUACUGAGAGAGAGAUUAAGAGCCAUUGCUUAUUUAGAUGUGUGCAAUCAGAAUAAUUUAUAAGAGAUUUUCAUUGGUUUCU
Cornus florida is the source of this 2263-nucleotide messenger RNA. RefSeq names its product protein YLS7-like. Gene Ontology annotation, cellular component: Golgi apparatus. Gene Ontology annotation, molecular function: O-acetyltransferase activity. The record is from RefSeq and is a predicted model, not a curated record. The coding region runs from base 405 to 1988 and encodes 527 amino acids. Lineage: Eukaryota; Viridiplantae; Streptophyta; Magnoliopsida; Cornales; Cornaceae. The transcript has 4 exons.